CCGGGUAAAGGAUAUCAUUUGAGCAUGAAACCAUAUAAAAACCUCGCACCAAGUUGCCAUUUUCUAUCAAUUGUAACACUCGAUUGAACAACGCGAUCAAAUUGAAUACAAAUUUUCAAUGGACAUGCGAAUGUUAGUAAUCCUUUUGCAGAUCCUGGUGGUUUCUUUUGAAUUUGCGUAUGGUGCUGUUAUAGACAGAAACCGUGCAGUUUUAGAAUCGAGAAGCAACUGGAAUUAUGACGAUCCCAGCAGUCUAUGGCCUGUCGACUUCCCAAUGUGUGGAGGUGAGCAACAGUCCCCAGUUAAUCUUGAUCGACUGACUGUUAUCGAGGCUACCUACCCAAAACUAAUGCUCGCUAAUUAUGACAAGGUUUUUGUCGAGACUCUUAGUAACAAUGGACACACAAUUGUUCUCCAGUUGCCUGAAAUAUUAUCGAGUGAAGAAGUGCCACACCUGAGCGGUGGUGGAUUGCCGGGCAUUUACAAUUUCGAUCAUCUUCACUUCCAUUGGGGUAGUGACUCCAAUCGAGGCAGUGAACACAGAAUCUCUAACCAAGCGUUCCCGGCAGAACUUCAUAUCGUCCACUACAAUCAAAAGUAUGCGGAUUUGGCAACUGCGUCUGGAUUUUCCGAUGGUAUAGCAGUAUUAGCUAUCUUGAUCGAGGUAUCAACCAGGGAUAACAUUGCUUUCCGUCACAUUCAACAUUUUGAACAUAUUAUUCACCCUGGAGGUUCUCCCACUUCUAACGUGCCGCUUCCGAUUCCACUUGAAGAUCUGAUUCCUGACGAUCCUGACGCGUUUUUCCGAUAUGAUGGUUCGCUCACAACUCCCGAAUGCAACGAAUCAGUUAUUUGGACAGUAUAUGAAACUCCCAUCGCGAUUUCAGAGCGUCAGUUGGACAAGUUCAGGGAGCUAUUCACCUCUGGGAAUAUUCCAAUGGUCGACAAUUACCGUCCUAUUCAACAAAUAAACAACCGUAUCGUAACAUAUCGUUCAUCAAGUUUUUAACUUGAUGAAUGCAUUGCAAACAGCCAAUCGAAAAUGUCGUGAAAACUAUACCAAAGAUACAAGGACCAUUUCUGGGGAAACCCCCGCUUGUCGACUGCUGUUUUCUUUAUUCAAUUGUAUUUCCAAAAUUUAUCGAGGAAUAAAACGUGAUUGCCUUGUGA
Molecule: messenger RNA, 1170 nt
Organism: Daphnia magna
Lineage: Eukaryota; Metazoa; Arthropoda; Branchiopoda; Diplostraca; Daphniidae
Product: carbonic anhydrase 14
Exons: 8
Coding region: 119-1009 (296 amino acids)
Cellular component (GO): plasma membrane
Molecular function (GO): zinc ion binding; carbonate dehydratase activity
Source: RefSeq, a predicted model, not a curated record